Messenger RNA from Syzygium oleosum, 612 nucleotides. Its product is annotated as protein PHLOEM PROTEIN 2-LIKE A1-like. Bases 1 to 612 code for a protein of 203 amino acids. Lineage: Eukaryota; Viridiplantae; Streptophyta; Magnoliopsida; Myrtales; Myrtaceae. The transcript is spliced from 3 exons. The record is from RefSeq and is a predicted model, not a curated record.
AUGGAAGUACAGUGUCAUCCCCAUCGGUAUCGAUCCAUUUUGAGGGGGUCUGAUUCACCAGCAAUUCACGAUAACAUCCCUCUGGAGAAACUGUAUGAUCAGCUCCGUGCUGGUGUUUUCUUAAACAAUAGGACCGUGAAAUACUCGGUGGAAAACGAAUCGAAGAAGAAUUGCUUCAUGUUGCAUGCACGGUACUUCAUCAUCCAAAGGUCUGACGAACCCUCUUGCUGGAAAUGGGUGAUCGAGGAAGAUCCAUCCAGCGACGUGGUCGUGCUGAAUGUGCGCUGGCUGGAUGCGCGCUGCAAGUUCGAAGUGUCGAUCCUGUCCCCGAAGACGACCUACGAGGUGGUCUUCCUGAUCAAGCUAACACCGUCGGCUUCCGGGUGGGAGGAUCCGGUGCACUUCGGGGUGACUCUCCCGGACGGGACCAAGCAAGAGCGCAAGGUGAAUCUGAAGGAGAAGCCGAAGGGGGAAUGGAUAGAGAUCAAAGCGGGAGAGGUGAGCACAUCAGAGUGUAAGGAGGGGCAGAUGGAGUUGUUCAUGUUCGAGCAUAGUGACCAUUGGAAGAGCGGGCUUGUAUUCAAGGGAGCUCUCAUUAGGCCCACAAACUAA